This is a messenger RNA of Exophiala mesophila, 560 nucleotides long. RefSeq lists its product as uncharacterized. The transcript has a single exon. The coding region runs from base 84 to 560 and encodes 158 amino acids. The record is from RefSeq and is a predicted model, not a curated record. Lineage: Eukaryota; Fungi; Ascomycota; Eurotiomycetes; Chaetothyriales; Herpotrichiellaceae.
UCUCUCUUCCACCAUCUCUCUUCCACCACAAGACAUCCUCACGCGUAAAAGCAACCUGAUACCUCCACUAUCCAUCGACAACAAUGCUCUCCGAGGACUUCCGUCUACACCUCUGGGAAGCCAUCAUCCUUUGUGCCUGGAUAGUUGCAGCCAUUCUCGGGGCAAAGGCAUUCAUCUCCGAGGCAGUGUACACCGAACAUCUAGCCUACCGACGUCGUAACCACAAGAUAUAUCAAAGAACCUAUAUUCGCGCCGUUCGCACGAUUCGGGCACAGAAGAGAUACCCCUCCGACCCCCACAACCACGGUCACAUUCUGCGACGGUACCAAGCACUAAGCAAUCCUGCAUUGAAGCCAUUGCCUCACCUCAAGCAUACAUAUGCUGAAGAGAACGCGUCUUCUUCGGCUUCGGGAUAUUCUGAUCUCUUGGGAGCGAGAUACACCCACGCUCGUGGCCUGCAGGACAUUCGAACCGAUUCACAACUUUCCUUGUGGCGGCAUCGUUACGCACAAGCCCAUGGGCAGAACCUCUUUGAUACACCGAUAAGCUCCAGUUUGUGA